GCGCACACAGAUCCUUCUCAAGAACGUCUCAACCUUAAGGCUUCAGGAGAUGCAUCUUCGCCAGCAUGAUCUUGGGGUAGUUUCUGAUAUGGGAAAUGAUAGAGGGAGAGCACCAAAAUGCCUGCUCUAGGUAGAAGCAUGUUGAUUUCCUGUACUACUAGUACCUCUAACAUGCGGUAAUUACACCGAAGCCAUGCGCCUCUCGCUGAUUUCUUAUCUGUUCAACGAAAUGCGAACAGAACAGAAGUUCUACGAGUACGUCACAGGUUAUCAAGAAGGCCUCGACGAGUUGUUGGACUACACAGAGCGCACGUGGACCGAGUUUCAGAGACCUGGGCUUUUGGCCCCUUUAGAAGAUUGGAAGUACGAGAAUCGCGUUGCAGGAUAUGUUGCCGUAAAAUUAAGUCUCAACUUUCAAUGGUCACCAUUUAGAUUGGAGUCACCAUUUAGAUUGGAAGAGGCGACCCCUUCUUGAGAGAACCAACAGGGGAAAGAAACGAAGGGAAAGGGGAGAGCUUGGAAGGGGGUCUCUCUCGUUCAGAGUCAUGAUGACCAUUGAAUGCUGAGCUUUAAUAAAAGGCAUUCCAAAACUGCUCUCUGAAGAUACAGUCCGUUGUGCUGAUGGCAUUAUUGGUGCUGCUGGCAGCGGGGAGAACAAUGCCAGUAAUGGAACGGUCCGUGACGUGUCGCAGAUUCCUCCACCGGUUGCUGUGCCAGAGGGAGUCGAUCCAAUUGACUUUCAACUGCAAGCCAAUCUGGCCACCAUGACGCCGGAUGAACUGCUUGAGUAUUUUGGUCGUGGGUCAGCAGAAAUCAUAGCAGAAUAUCAAGACUUGGACACUUUGCGGAGUUUGCAAAAUUUAUGGCAUAGUCUGUCGUAGAAGCUGUUUCGGUGUUGAUUCAUUUUGAGAGCCCUGUGCGUGCGUGUUGCUAGAAUUCGAGUCUACUUCUUCCAUCUACAUGUCUGCAGAGUAUGACUGAAAAUGACUCUGAUCAUUAGAUAGUAGUGUCCUUACAUUUAGCCAGAGCAGAUAGACAGUUGGUGCAUUUCUUUGGAUGUUGUUUGACAAAUAUUCGACCAUAACGCAAACCUCUCUCUAAAACCCGAUCCGUUUAAACUUCGGAUGCUUCCAGACGGCCGUCAACUGGGUGGCUUCUCGGAAUUUGCUAAGUAUGGGCACAAAGCUCCGAACCAUGGGUGUGAUCCGAUGUUGAAGCUCUUCGAGCCCCAGCUCUAUGAACCAAGUCGCAUGACCUUCGUUGCACGAUUUCAGCGGUCUUUGUAUUCAGUUAAGGAGGAGUAAGAUUUCGAUAUUGAUUUAGAUACCUCUUCGAUACCAUUCUUGUUGUAAAUUGAUUCAUUCUACUUACCGUACUUACGUUCUAGAAUAAGUAGUUUUCGGCACUAUGAUGUUAUGAGAAGAGCUGCUCUAAUCCAGGCGGAAAGAUCAGAAUUCAAUCCGUGGCGGACAUGGGGCAGUUUCUGCCGGACCCAAUAACGCGAGACGACGUGUUUUAUCAAGAACAGCUUCGCAAAAACAACGAACCCUGGGAAUUGCUUUACACUUAUCCUUACUUAUGGCUCGUAAAUAUGAUUGUGGAGGAUAAGUAAAUUUGGAUUUUCUCUUCUCUUGGUCUUGCUUCGGAGUAAAUCUAACCCUACUGCUCUACUUGGUAUCAUUUUUUUAUCAAUGAAUUGGAUUACUUGACUCUUUUGUAUUUUUGUUUCCUAGAAGUUAGGUGUGCUCCACCGAUAUUAUCUGUUUUUCGUAUUCGUACACUGAAACAGAGCAAGCACCACCAUGAAUGGUAGAACGCUGCAUUGUUCUUCGUAUCCGUACACUGAAACAGAGCAAGCACCACCAUGAACGCUGCAUAGGUUACGUCCUCUAACUGCCCAACCGAAGGUUUACGAAUGCUUUCCGACAUUCAAUCAGCGAUUCGAUGACCGGGAAGAGUACGAUGCUUGGUACGCGCAAACAGAUCCGGACCUCCUGUGUCCACCAAACCUUCGCAAAGAACACGUCAUACUCAAGUCGGAAGAUUAAGGCCACCGCUUUUAUUCCUGUUUGAUAAAAAUAUUCUUUAUUGGGAUUAUGGGUUCUUACGUGAUGAUUGACAUGCGUGACAUAGAUGAAUGACAUGCGCGACAUGCACAGCAUGUAUCAAAUCCCUCUAGUACAAAAUUACGUCUCCAUCGCAGAUACUAGACUGACAUGCGUGAUGAUACGCAACCCAACAACUGCUAAGCAGAGACCAGUCGAAGCGCAGAAGAGGUUGUAGAACGGAUUGAGGCAUCGCCUGGUUACGGCUUUGCAACGCGGAAGACCAUGUCAACUCGCCGUCAGUCGAUCGAUUUGACCAUGCUGAACGUGCGGGAGACCCGCGCAAGGUAUACAGGGACAAAUACGAAACUCUUGACCGGGACAGCGGAUGAACUUUAUGACAGUAUAGGACAGUGGCGAAGACGCUUUAUCCUUUAGAAGCUUAAAGUCGCACAAUACUUACUUCUAUGUGAAUACGCUUUAUCCUUUAGAGGCUUAAAGUCGCACAAUACUUACUUGAAGAAGACGCUUUAUCCUUUAGAAGCUUAAAGUCGCACGGUACUUACUAAUACUUUAUCCUUUAGAAGCUUAAAGUCGCACGGUACUUACUUCUACGUAUUCUCGACCCUGAGAAAAAACUUACAUCACUUCUGGACUAACCACUCCUGUCCUGCACUCAUAUUCCGUCAUACUGCAUAUUGCAACCACACGACUCUAAUCACUGGAUUUCGACAUCAUGCCGACAUUCAAUUUCGAUCAGAGUGGUGGUAUCCCUGCAGGGCUAGAGGUCACGCGCAUUGCGGAAGUUCCCGAUUUACUUGAUGCAGGACCAGCGCAGCGCGCUGGAGUGCAGCCAAUUCGAGAUCGAUUGGUCUUAUGGGCACGUUGGAUGAUUGUAGUUGAUAAAGGACUCAGAAUAGAGAUGUCUACGGGAAAGACCUUCUGAUGAUCCUACAAACUCUACUCUUCUCUGGACCAAUGCCAAUAAGCUUUUAAGUAUGCUCCUUUCCAUCACCCAUAGCAGAUAGAUAUUACCUCUUCUAACAGGAGCAAUGAUUUCCGCAUCUGGCAUGUACCAUGUCCUCGUGAAAUCGGUUCUGACGCCUGACGCCAUCGAAAAUCAUCAAUUCACGAUGCAAAAGCUUUUUAAUGGUGUCAUUUACCCGAUCACACUGAUCUUCUGGGGAGAGCGCAACGUCCUAGUAGAUGAAGUACCGGUUCCUUUAGUCGCAGAAACCUUUUUGGACCCGACGUCACAAAAAAUGGUGAAGAAAUGGGACGACCAUUUGGUGAACGACUACGUGGUUUUUGAGCUCUGGGUAAUGCCGGGCAAGGGGGACAGUUUCCUCAGAAUCGACGCAGAACGAUACAACGCGACUAGAUCAAGGUACAUGCUCACAUCAACAAACGACGCUACCUACUACAUGAACUCGAGUGCCAUGCGGUUGACCUACCCUCUGCCAACAGCAAUUAUUCCCGGAAAAGCAAUGGGCGGUCGUGCGUCCCCGAUCUCCAUCGUGCUGGCCGAAAUGGACGUAAAGCUGUACAACAUAGACCGCAAUCUCUACUUCGAGAACGACUUCUUGAGCUACAAUGACACAACCAUAGACACCUUGGGUCCGCCUUUGUACAACGACAUACGGAUCUGGAACCGCUUUGUCAUGCAGUUAAUCUUUGGCGAAGACAUCUUCAUCAAAAUCGGUAACAACGAAGUGACCACUGACGAAAUCACCGCUUUUGCUGUUCUUAUGGGUCCUUGCGUAUGCAGUUUCAUCGGUUCGGUAUGUUCAUGUGCUACACAAGCCACGGACGCGCCUUACCUACAUGAGUAAGUAGUACUUUUCGAAAUUAUAUGCCGUAUGGUAUCAGUAUUAGAAGGCACGCUCCAAGUACUAGAAGAUGAACGAUCCCUCGCGCCUCUAUUCCUGAAGCUUGUUCUUCUAAUCUUCGCGAAGUAAUGACGAAGAACGUCUGGCUGCGCAAUAAUCUCCUUUUGGACGAUUAUUUUCCUAUGUUAAGGCUUUCCGCAUCAGUAAGGAUGUUGACUUUUCGGAUUUCAUGCUCUUGAUCUCAACGGAUAAAAGUAAUUCCGCACUACCCUGAAAAAAAACUACUUACGCUUGCUAAAAAACCAUUGUUUUCUAUUUCUAGCAAAUGGAGGGUCAUGGCAAGCUCUAAGUAUCACAGACUGGCUUUCGGACGAGAACAAGUUUUGGAUAGUGCAGCAGCUGAAUUCAGGACCAUCGUCAUUAAGGCAAUUAAGUAUGCGAAUUAAUCACUGGUCAAAAUGAAAGGCAAAGAUACUUCUAGGAAUGUUCAUCUUUUAGUAAAAAGGCAACGGGUGCAUUUUACAAGGAGAUCUCUGAUCUCGUCAUCUAUCUUCAAAGAUGCUCACUCAUUAUCACUACGAAUGCGAGAUGUUAACACUGUGAGCACGAAUGUCUUCAAUUAUUUCGAUGUUCAGUCAUCCUCAUCUCUAAAACACUCAUCCUCAUCGAACGCGGGUCUUUUUGUUGGUGCGGAAUCUUCUGCGACUAGUACAGCCUUUUCCCCGUUCGGAGAUCUCGGUGUGCAAGUAGACAACACAACGACGCCACCGCCAUACAACAUGACCUGUCAACCCUCAAUCUGGAAACAUGUCUUGCAGGUAGUACAAAAUUUGAGUUAAGAAAUACACCUCUUUUCGUAGCUCCAAUCUGGAAACAUGUCUUGCAGGUAGUAAAUGUACAACAACCGGACAAUUAGCACUAGGACAUCUGAAAUUUAACCCUCAUCAUUGACUGACGUAUAGUCAUGAAGUAGACGUAGACCUAUCCUAACAAGGGUGCUUCUCAUUGCGGAUGCGGAAUCACGGCAGUCCUUUUGGCCUAUGAAAGACGAGGUGGUAGUAGUUUACGUAGAAAAGAUAGCAUCUCAAUGAAUUUGACAGGUCUGCGGCAAGGAGAAAGAUUGCAAGUCCUUGAUUAGUGGUUUGCGGGAUCUCGAAGGGAAAGUUCCGCCGCUAGAGGCUGCUUAUCGAACUUGUGACGCCUACUGUUUGGCCCAACAAGGCGGAUACGAAUGCGUCCGUGCGGCAGAAGAAGUCGGAGAUCCAGUGACGGGGUUACCUACCUGUGCUCCGCAGGCAGAGUACGACUGCGACUUCGAUUUUGGGAAGUACACGGAUGAUGUUAUGCGGAGACAAUGACGCAGAAGUUCUAGAUGGUAGUAGAUUUAUCAAUCGUUAUUAAUUUCCAAAGUUAACUAAAAACCGAAUUAUACUAAUUAAUUGAGCAUACUGCUACACGACUUCUACUAGGAUUCCUGGACUAGAAUGGAAUAUAGAAGUUGGGACUUAUUGUUGUAGUUGUUUGUCAUGAAGUAGACCCUUUUUUCUAAUCCCUCGAUUUGCGAGUGCCGUCCGACAACAACGACCACGACCACGCCGCCACCUCCUCCCCCACCUAUUCCAAAAGUUGACGUGUCGCACAUACUAAGGGUUUCCACAUUGCAUCCUGCAGUAAUAUCCCUGACUCUUUUAAUUCCUACUAAGAAAAGACGUCAGGGAUGUUCUCGAGAAAGCAAUGUCGGAACCUCUAAGCACGGACUUCAUUCUGCCAGAGAGAUAUGAGUUCUUCAAUGCUCAAAUCUCAAAGUUUCCGGGUACACAGGGGAGAAGGAAUUGGGGAAGUAUGCUCUUUCCGUAUGAGAAUCCGCCACCCAUGCCACUAGAAAAAGUCAUCCAAACACCUUCGGCGAAUCCUGACGACAAUCGAUGGUUCAUUUAAGGACACAGAGUUACAAGUAGUGCUGGAAGAAGAAUUGUUUGAAUAGAUCUCAAGUCUUUUGAGUUUGUCGAAGAGAAAUCGUGCAAGGUACGUGGAAAGCCAGCCGAAGAAAGGUGAAACUCAAAUUGAUUAACAAUGAUGUAAAUAGUCUAAAUCACCCGGAGUCGACGAAUGUUCAAUCAUUUCGUACAGACGGGAGCCAACCUCCAGGGUCCAAUAGGCUACUACGAACAGCGGUCGACGAUCACGGGGUGGGGCAUGAUUCCAGGAUUCAAUUAUGUGAUCACGGAUUAGUUUCUGAAACUUUUGCUUAAGCUCGUUCACCAAAGGGUGGUCACUAUCAGUGGUACGCGGUUGUACUAACAAGUAAUCACGUGGUGUCACCCGGUCCUUUCUCUGGAUGUUUUUGCAUGCUGCAAAUUAUCAUACGGAAAGACGCAAGUUCUUAAAAAUCUCUGUCUCACGACAAUCCUUCUUGUCUAAUCUCCUCUGACGAAGCUAUCACGGGCUCAGAUUCUGUAUCCUGUGCUGCCAAACUUGGUGAGUGCCGAUGUCCACGUUAAAUUCGAGUUGCAGUACGUCUUGGUAAAUUUGGCUCACAGCAUCAUCAUCCAGUCACCACGUGGCUUCUUGCUGCAGUGUAAACAUUAAGGCUUUUCUUCUUCUUGUACCUAUCUAUAUGAACAAAGAUUCCCUGGCUGUGUGCGGCGCAGGCCAAGGUGCACAAAUGAGGAGCUAAGACUUGUUCUGCCACGACCUAUUACAGAUAUAAUUCUCAUCAUGCUCUAUCAAGCAAAGAGGUACAUACAGAUUGGACUGAACGCAAUCAAUGAAAAAGCAGCCUUCUAAGAAGAACCGAGUGUGCCAAGUCCGCAAGCUGAUCCCUACCGCUGUCGAACCUGCAUCGAUAUUGUCCGGAGCCGUCUUUAUUUCACGGAGGUAUACUUCUCCUUUUCCUUCUCAUAUGAACAAUAUGAAAUACAAGAUGAUAACAAUAUGAAAUACAAUAUGAAAUACAAGAUGGUUUCCUUAGCAAAACAAGAUGAGAACAAUAUGAAAUACGUGUUGAAGGCAUUGUUCACGUCGAACUUGAUACAUAAAAUAUUUAUGUUUUCUACCCGACUCCGAUAGAGUCAGUCUGGGCAUAUGUAAAGAAACAAUUUAGCAUCACCACUACAACUACCAGGACGCCGAGAACAACGAAGUAGGCUUCAAUGUCGCACCAGGCGCGGGUGGCGCAGACGGGGCUACUGUGGACCCAACCCGGGCAAUCUUCGGUACCGCUAUCUACGAAAACAUCGACCCGAUUACGGGACUGUGCUACUUAUGAAAGGGCUUUGCGAGUUUGUUCUGGUACUAUAUUCUUUCAGUGAAUAAGAAUGGGUUUUGCGAGUUUGUUCUGGUAUAGUCUUUCAGUGAAUAUGAAUGGGUUUUGCGAGUUUGUUCUGGUAUAGUCUUUCAGUGAACCUGAGUCGCAAUAUUGUCCGGAAAGGAGACAGAGAGACCCUAUUUUAUUCCGAGCAGUUUAAGCUUAUAUUUGGAAAAAUAGAUCUGGAAAUAGAUGUUCAAGUACAACUAUGAUUGUAAAAUUGUUGGCUUGUCGUUAAGUGUACUGGAUAAAAGUGACUUCAUCUAAGAUACGACCCCUUCGAGAUGCUCCAGCCGCAGGACGCUUUCGAUUAAGGCUUAUACAGAAGAGAGAUGAACAAGAAAAGCUGCGUAUUGCUCCUUAUAACCUUAUAGUUCACCCAUCCAGCAUACUUUUAACAGUUCAUUUUGAUUCAUUUCAUUUCAGCUUCUCCGUUUGCUUCUCUAAGGUUUCGAGCAUUUCGCGAAGUUUAGUUACUACGUGAACAUGUCCCUCAAGGGCCUGGUCAUGUCCCAGCAGCAGAUCGGCGACUACCGCGUCCUCGAAAACGCGGUACCAUUUAGCUUUUUCCUCUCCCUGACGACUGCGGGAGACACGCGAACUGCAGUAGAGAUCCGUGAUGACCAACUAAGCACACUAAAUCCGGAGGAUCCUUCGAUUAUGAAUCGAUUAAGAAAUGAGCAAAAGCUGUUCUAGACAUAGACCUUGUAGAAGAAGUGUGUACAACUGAAAGAUUAUCCCGAGGAAGGGAGUCAGAUAAUAUUACAGCUAGUGUUACAACCAAGUAACUUGUUGUAAGCUUCAGUGUUACGUCCUCAUUACUUCCUCCAGCAUCCUUCUAAUCUUUCCUACAACGGAGACUGGGCCAUUCGCAUUCACGACAACGUGAACAUCACAGUUGAUGCGGUCUUUAGGAUACCGAAUCCGCAUUUCGUAACUGGUCUGCCUAUGGAAGCGCCGCAACUGCGUAUGCAAUUUCCGGAGUUUAACUUAAGGCACCUCACGAUGGAUGGUAAAUAUUCAAAGUACGCUCACCACACUUGUAAGCUUCCUAGAUCCGGAGCCUUACUUUUUGCUGUUGUUUCGUUUCUGCUAGGAGUCUUCUUCUGGAACCAAUAUUCACAAUAUUUAUGUGAAAACACCACUAGUAGUUGUACACAACAAUGAAAAUGAAUGACCCUCCUGAGGAGCUCUAAUCGAGGUCCGAGAGGCAGGCUCCUGGGACAAAUGGAAGAGCACCAUAACUGUGAGUUUCCGAACACGAAAUAUGGUGUAUUUCAUCGACGAACGAACCCGCUUCAAAGCGAUUCUGAUAGUGUUGCCGCAGAUGUACGAACACAAUAUCCUGGAACCAUCGGAAUUCAAGAGCUUAAAUCGCAAGUUUCCGACUGCGAUGAAUCAAGACUGGCGACAGUAUAGGGCGAGCAAGCGCUAUGUCGUCAUCCUGAUCGAAGCAGUGGGAAUCGAGGAAUUGCGCUUAGACAUCGACACCUACUCGUGGCAGUUUCCGGUAAAAGUGCCAUCAAAUUCCUGGCCUAUCGACACGACAUUCCAGCUCGCUUUGUGUCGGAAUUACAAUCCGUGCGCGUGGCCCAUGCCUGCGGAGGAUUAUGUUGUGCGAUUUCCGAUUUACGGACCGACGAGGGAAGAAUACCUCCAUCUCAUAGAGAUCGACGACACGGUUUACUACAGAGGGAAUGCGCAGCGUUCGAAGAAACCGAAUUUCCUGGGUAGGCUUCUAGGGACCACUCCUGUUGGCUUCUGGAGUUGUUGUCUUUGGUUAGUACUGUUGGUUUCGACCACAGUUGUCCUCGUGUAGGAACGGGACAGACCAGGUUUCUGCAUAAUAAUACCAGAGGUAGUUAAUAUGUAUGUCUAGUAAAAAGUAAGGAGCAUCUGAGCCAGUGAGUAGUGGUAUCCAAGUUACAGUGUACUCCAAAACGCUAAACAAUGGACAAGUUUUGAGUAUAUGGAGUUUCGACAAUUCCUGAUUGAUUCAUCUUUUUUCUGAUACUAAGAGAGACAGAUAAAAAUUAUCGGUUGGACAAUUCUGGUUGAUGAAUUCUUCGCAGUACGAACGUAGUUUUCUUGAAAUUAAAUCCGAACCCUUCAUCGCAAAUGAUUACUUCAUGGUUAACUUCAAGAGCGAUAUCUGUGCAGAGAUCUCCGAUUCUUAAAAGUAAAAAGCCAGUUAUUCGAGAUUCCGUAAGACGCUGUAGACUUGUCUAUGUGUAUUGCGUCCAUUCUAAAAAGAAUCGACUUGUCUACUGAGAUCUAAUGUAGAAAGAGUCAUUGCUUUCCUGUCUGAGUGAUCCACUCAAAAAACGUCUUUCUAAGUAUGUAUUGAAAGCAUCCUAGAAUUAGAAAUUAGUGAUGUGAAAACAAGACGCAGCAGCUCGGCUGCUGACUGUGGUUAGUAUACGGAUUCUAUCAAGACAAAAUGAGAGCUACGCGCUCGAAUCAACACUUGAAAACGCAUUCUGAUUGUUACCCUCUACUCUCUUUUCCCGGAUUAUUUACAAUGGAGGGAGCCCCUCGUUUCUGUUCGUGAUGUAUGUACUAUGAAAAAUCUGGUAUGGAUUCAGUACACUACUGCAUACGCAAAUACAAUUCUAUUGUGGC
This is a messenger RNA of Amoebophrya sp. A25, 9803 nucleotides long. The record is from the annotation of a GenBank genome assembly. Lineage: Eukaryota; Dinophyceae; Syndiniales; Amoebophryaceae.